Patiria miniata (bat star) is the source of this 5084-nucleotide messenger RNA. RefSeq names its product alpha-soluble NSF attachment protein-like. The transcript has 8 exons. Gene Ontology annotation, cellular component: vacuolar membrane; SNARE complex. Gene Ontology annotation, molecular function: soluble NSF attachment protein activity; syntaxin binding. Gene Ontology annotation, biological process: intracellular protein transport; SNARE complex disassembly. Bases 151 to 1029 code for a protein of 292 amino acids. The record is from RefSeq and is a predicted model, not a curated record. NCBI's taxonomy places the organism in Eukaryota, Metazoa, Echinodermata, Asteroidea, Valvatida, Asterinidae.
CAUCUGUCAAAGGUCGGACGUGGAAGCUCAUCAUCAGCCGAUUUCUGUGUGUGCGGACAUAAUAAUUCGUGAUAAUUUCACUGGUUUUAAAGCAAUUCUUUGAUAUUUCUGCAUUUUCUUAGGAUCCCCCUUGUUUACUUGGGCUCCAUUAUGGCGGAAAAUGAAGGAAAGGGGAAAGCUUUGAUGGAUGAAGCGGACAGAAAAUUAAAAUCAGCAACGGGAUUUUUCGGAAGUAUGUUCGGAGGAACUCAGAAACAAGAAGAUGCAUGUGAGUUGUACAGCAGGGCAGCCAAUAUGUUCAAAAUGGCAAAGAAAUGGAAUGAGGCAGGUAAUGCAUUCUGUAAGUGUGCUGAGAUCCGACUGCGUUUAGAGAGCAGACACGAAGCUGCCACUAGCUACGUAGACGCGGGUAACUGCUUCAAAAAGAGCAACCCACAAGAAGCUGUGAAGGUUCUGAAGAGAGCCAUUGAGAUCUACAUUGACAUGGGGCGGUUUACCAUCGCGGCCAAACACCACAUCUCCAUCGCAGAAAUCUACGAGAACGAGAUGAUCGACCUCGAGAAAGCUGUGGAGAACUACGAGAGGGCAGCAGACUACUACAAAGGGGAGGAGUCCAACAGCUCUGCCAACAAGUGUUUAUUAAAGGUAGCCAUGUAUGCAGCCCAGUUAGAAGAGUAUAACAAAGCCACCGGAAUCUACGAGGAAGUUGCCAAGACGGCAAUGGACAACCCAUUGCUCAAAUACAGCGCCAAAGAGUACUUCUUCAAGGCUGCCCUAUGCCACAUGUGUGUAGAUGCCCUGAAUGCACAGCAUGCGGUCGCAAAAUAUGACGAAAUGUUCCCAGCUUUUGCAGAUAGUAGAGAACACAAGCUCCUCAAUAAAUUGAUGGACGCAGUUGAGGAGCAGAAUAUUGACAAUUAUACUGAAUCGGUCAAGGAUUAUGAUUCCAUCUCACGAUUGGACCAGUGGCUGACCACGAUUCUGCUCAGGAUUAAGAAGAGCAUCAGCGGUGAUCCGGAUUUACGGUAAUCUGCCCUCGGCCGUCCGGCUCCUGCUGCUUGAGAUAAGCCACUUGUCUUCUUUCAAUUUCUCUUCAAAUAGAUUUAAUCAAAGAUAGAAAGGCUGCGAUGUGCGCAACUACAGGUAACGCAUGCAAUCCAACGGUCUGAUAUUUAUCUGGGGGGGAAAAAGUCGGUCAUUAAUUAGAAAAGAUGCUAUGAUACUCUGUUGAACUCUGUGUACAUAUAUAUUUCAUGAUCAAGAUGGUCGUGGCUUGCGAUGAUCGCUAAUGCACACUGCUUCAGUUUCUAUCAUAAAUAUCCGAGAGAGUUUACCCAUUCCUAUUGGUCGAGAGCCCAUCACGUGGGUGGUUUAAAACGGUUGGUAAAACACCAACUGGUUUUAAACACUUUUUUUCCAGUGUCACAUGAAUUUGUACUCCUACGAAAUCUGGUUCCUUUUAUCCUUUUAUUGGUUGAACGUUCACAAUCUUCAUUCAGGCAUGCCAAUACUACUGAUGAGUCCUUAUUUCAUAGAGUCCUAAAUUCACACUUCACCGGCACCGCUGUGUUCUGCGCCACUUGCGCAGUACACAUCAAGUGCACGCCAAUCUCCAUAUAAGGAGAUUUUUAGUACUACUUGCGAGAGCCACAUACCAUAAACAUAGCUAGAUGGGUGUUUCACAAAACCAAAGGUAAACUUGUUGAACAAAAACAUUGGAAAGUUAUAAUUUUAAGUGUUUUGAUUUUUAACCGAAAGGUAUUUAUGAAUGGGAAUAAAUAUGUGCUUGGCCGGUAUUAAACGAGUACGUGUGAUACCGGCUUGGGGCCUGGUUGCCGAUAAUUUCCUGAGCCAAAUAUCCGCCCCAAGUCAUAUUUAUUCCCUUAACGCAUUUAAUUCCAUCGUCAAAGAAUAUGUUUGUGCUGUUUUGAUAGUUGGGGGAAAAGCGAGGUGUUCUCCCAGAUUGACAUGCUAUUGGAACAAUUUCGGCCAUGGAACCACGCAGUUAUCCUUGAACUUAAUUGCAAGGAUUGAAAUUUGUAUAAUUUUGCCAUUAAUGUGCUUUCCACCUUACAAUUAGCUGAAUCCAACAGCCUGCAUGCAUUGGAGGAUGAAGAUAUGUUGAUAACAAGAUCACAUGAAACUAUUCUUCAACAGAACAAAUUUAGAAAUUGAUAACUUUAAAUAUUUACAAAUUGCACUACUUUUCAAGAUGUGCUGGUUUGCAUUAUAAUAUUCAUAGUGAGAAAUCAAUGUGUAUACUAUAGAUACAAUAAUGUAACAUAAAAUCUUUAAAAUUAAAACAUUUUUUUUUGGUUUAGUUUCGUUCACAUGGAAUUGACUGGAAGUGCCAUGUUAUAUGAAGAUGCAAUACGUUUUUUUUUUUUCAAUUGAAGAAUUUUUAAUGUUUUUUUUUUUUUUACUUCUACGCUGUUGUGGGACCUCUUUAAAUGUUAAAUAUUGUGAUGUGGGUGGUGAGAUGUGUAUUUAAUCAUAAUGUGUACUGUAUUAUUUCUUUGGUUUAUUUUCAUAUGAUUGUGAUGAUGGUAUUGAUAUCAGACAUCAGUCAAGCCCAGAAUUCAUUUAGAGCUUUCCUUGCACAAAAUAGAUUUUUUUUUUUUGAAAAUGGAGCAUUCUCGCUUAUUUUUUUAUGCUUUAGCUAUAUAAUUGACCUAUUGCCGUUUGCGAGAUAGCCACGCCCCUUAGACAACCCUAUUGAGUGUUGUACCUUGUUUGUCUCAGAUUUUGUGCGUUCCACAUCCAUUUGUACAUGUGAUGGGACACUAUUUCACAAGCUGCAUUGACGCGAUUCUAUCGUGAUAGGUUAAUAGGCCCACAACUGAAAGGUUGAUUCAAUGCAAUAAAACAUUUGGUAGAAUAUUAAUGUAAUUUCUGUACUUUCUUGGAUUAUCAGGCAAUGCUAUCGCAGCAUUAAAAGAUGGUAGGUUUUAGAAAAUUUCUUCCGUUUCAGAUUGUUGAAAAUGAAGAUGCUAACAACCUGAAGUUGCAAUUUUCAAGAAUCACUUGGUAUCUAAAGAGCAUUUUCAAAAGGCAGAGAGAAAUUGAAAUUCUUGCCAGGAUGGUUUGUGUGAUUUGUGUUCUCAAGUUAAACUCUGUAUAUUUUUUUUUUUAAAUUAAAUCAUAAAAUUGUCCACCUAUCAUGUAGUAGUCAGCAUCAUAUAAACAAAGGAUAAAGGUAGGAAUAGAAGAUAAAAUCAUUCCAGAUUCUAAGUGUGUAAAAUGUAAACAAAUACACCUCAUUUAUAAUUGUCAUUUGUGUACAGUUCAUAGAGUAUAUUAUCCAAAUAUAGUGGCAAGUCUCGUUAGAUUACUACCAAUUCUGGUGUACAAUGAAAAGCAGAGAUUUGUCAACACAAAGAAAAUAUUUAUUUCAAAUUUUGAAAUUGCACGCAAUUUUCUUCAUAGGUUCACAAAAAAAACUUCUUGGUUAUACCACCAUUUUGUGUGCAGUCCCUAUCCUAUGGCAAAAUUGUGGGCUAUGUUGUACAAUUAGAUACAGAUGGGAAAGAUUAAAUGAAAAUCAUUCUGGAGUGAUACUCUUGAUGUCCAUUUAACCAGUUCGCGCCGGGAUUAUUUUGACAAGAACGAAAUGGGCGCGGGAUUUCUUUCGACCUCAACCUCAAGCCAUGUGGGUGGAAGCCAUCGCCCUCAGGCAGCACACUCAUAUUUCCGGCCUCGCUCACUGCGAGCGGGUCGCUGACAGAUAUAUUUCCGACCUUGCUCCCUGCAUCUCUCAAUACCGCAAAACUUUUGCGUGUAUACACGUCGUCCGCCGCGAACUGGUUAAGAAACUUUACACAAGAAAAACUAGCAAUUGGUGGUAUAUAUAUCUACAUGUAUUAUGAACCUCUGGUUUUAUUUUCUCAUUUGGAUGUGCAAAGCUUUGAAAUGUUCUUGAAGGAGGUGCUGAAAAAAAAUGAUUUCUUACAUUUGAAUAGUAUUCAGCCAAAUUGGCUUUUGAUUUGCUUCAUUGUUUUGUAUAGUUAAUGAGUAAUUAUCAACACGUAUUGUGUACGCAUUUAAUCUACAGUCCCAAACAGCAGGCAAGAAGAUGACUUCUGUACGAUUCACCAAAAUUAAUCAUUUUUUUUGCCAAAUUAAGAAUGCAUGGGAAAACUAGCUGAUAGUUGCAGCAAGUUCAAGGGCAUCCAGGGAACCUCAGACAUUGUGUUAUCAAGUGGACAGUAAACUAGAGUUUGUCCAUCUGGAGUACAGAAUGGUAACACAUGUACAUGUACAUGUAUGUAAAUACAGCAACUGGUGAAAACUGGCAGAGUGCUAUUUGUAAUUACUGCUACAUUUACAUGUACAGUUGGAUAGUUAAUGUAAGCAGUAAUAACCAAGUUACAUUUACUCAAGCUAAAUCCGUUCAAGCAGCUUAACUUGGUUUAGUGCAGUGCUAUCAAGUGGACAGUAAACUAGAGUUUGUCCAUCUGGAGUACAGAAUGGUAACACAUGUACAUGUACAUGUAUGUAAAUACAGCAACUGGUGAAAACUGGCCGAGUGCUAUUUGUAAUUACUGCUACAUUUACAUGUACAGUUGGAUAGUUAAUGUAAGCAGUAAUAACCAAGUUACAUUUACUCAAGCUAAAUGGGUUCAAGCAGCUUAACUUGGUUUAGUGCAGUGCUAAACCCUGUACCGUGUGUACCGAGGGCCUUAACCUGUUACAUUGGCAAGGUGAUUUGGAUCUUGCGCAAAGUUAACAUAAUCAGGCAGAAACCGUUAACACUUAAUCAGUUCGAAUGAUUGGUGUGUUAAGAGACGUUUGUAAUAUUUGCAGCAAUUAUGCAGAGUUGUUUUAACUGCAUGUAUACUCAAACCACAAUUUUAUCCUAAAUCAUGCUUGUCUUUAUAUUAACAUGUAAAAUAUUAUUAAAAAAACAAAGUGUUCAAAUUUUCAUCAGUUACAGAGAAGCCAAUUUAAGAUGUGAAAAAAAGAUUGACUCUAUGAUGCACACAGAGUAAAAUAAGUGCAUGUAUAGAAGACAUCCCAAGAACUUUUACGAUUAUUUAAAUUGAAUUAAAUGUCUAAAAUAAAGUAUUAAUCCAAAGAUGACAUCA